Aspergillus bombycis is the source of this 2160-nucleotide messenger RNA. It is a transcript of the gene admA, whose product is annotated as ADAM family of metalloprotease ADM-A. The transcript is spliced from 3 exons. The record is from RefSeq and is a predicted model, not a curated record. Gene Ontology annotation, molecular function: metalloendopeptidase activity. Bases 1 to 2160 code for a protein of 719 amino acids. Lineage: Eukaryota; Fungi; Ascomycota; Eurotiomycetes; Eurotiales; Aspergillaceae. Gene Ontology annotation, biological process: proteolysis.
AUGAGAAUAUAUCCAGUCUUGCUGCUGUUUGCACCCCUAUUGGUCCUCUUCUCGCAUGUUCAAGGUCACUCGAUACGUUCUUCGCCAUCACAAAAGGCGACCCGUCUGGAGUCAGUUGUCAUACAUACGUCGUCAAAACAAAUCAAAACCGAGUCCGAGUUCGAUCUCACAUUCAGGAUCCGAGAGCAGGAUCAUGAAAUCAGGCUGAAGCUGGAGCGAAACCCUUACCUGCUCGCACAUCGCCCUCAAAUUCAAUAUCUUGACACGGAAGGAGUCGUCAAACGGACUGAGCCAUUUAUUGAAGAAGACCAAAGGGUAUUCAGAGGAGGGGUGUGGAUUCAAAUCACAGGUCGGCGUUGGGAAAAGGUUGGUUGGGCGCGGAUAUACAUCGUUCGUGAUGGGGAUGAUCCUCUGUUUGAAGGUACAUUUAGUGCCUUUUCCCAAUACUACGACGUAAGGGUAUUAGGUGACACGGUUGAGGACACUGGUGCAUCUGCUCAAGAUGGGUACAUGGUGGCAUAUCACUCUUCAAGGACGGACCUGCGCCGUGAUAUAGAAGAUUCAGCUGAGCCGUCCCAUUGCGCAGCUGACCAGCUGAUGCCCCAUUCUUUGGCCCCUCGGAUGAUAUCGGUUGACGAUGUCUCCGAAGGGCUGUUCCCUGAUACCUCCUCUCGUUUGGAAAGGCGUCAGUCAACUCUCAGUAGAGAUGAUCUGGUCGAUAGUAUCGGCAAUCACGCUGGCUGUCCUACCAGCAGAAGAGUCGCAUUAGUCGGGAUCGCAACGGACUGUACGUAUACAGCAGCGUUCGAAUCCACAGAAAGUCUGCGUCGAAGCCUUAUCAACAUGGUCAAUACCGCAUCAGAACUGUUUGAAAGUACUUUCAACAUCUCACUUGCUCUUCAUAACUUGACGAUCAGCGAUGCAAAUUGUCCAGAGAGUGCUUCGGAUUCUGCACCGUGGAAUGUUGGAUGCUCCGAGGGAGACAUGAAUUGGCGCUUACAACAAUUUUCUUCCUGGCGGUCUUCACUGAGCGAGACAGAAAACGCCUAUUGGACGCUCAUGACCGGCUGUCCGUCGGGAUCAGAAGUUGGUAUCUCAUGGAUAGGCCAACUAUGCAGCUCACAGUCAAAUACCAACGUUGUAGCGCGGACGUCCAACCAGUGGCAGUCACGAAUCGGGCCAUACAUUUGGCGCAGUCCACGACUGCGAUUCAAGCGCCUGUUCUUCCAGUACCCAGUGCUGCCCAUUAUCCUCGUCCACGUGCGACGCAGACGCUCAGUACAUCAUGAAUCCAUAUUCACAGUCCUCACAGACCGAGUUUUCCCCCUGUACCGUCGGGAAUGUCUGCUCGCUACUCGGGUCACGAUACAUGAGAACAAGCUGUCUUCUAAGCGAUACGAGCAACAUACCGACCUUACGGCUGGGGAGUGCGGAAAUGGAAUUGUGGAGGAUGGGGAGGACUGCGACUGCGGUGACAAUUGUGACGAUAACAGCUGUUGCGACGGAUCAACAUGUCGGUUCCGCGAUGGUGCCGUCUGCGAUGAUGCAGCCGGACCAUGCUGUACCAACUGCCAGUUUGCAUCAUCCACCACGGUGUGUCGUGACAGUACUGGAAGCUGCGACAUCCAGGAGACCUGCACUGGAAAUUCCAGCGCUUGCCCUACCGACAGGUUUGCACCCGAUGGGCAAACGUGCGGCAACUCAUCCGAUCUCUUUUGCGCCAGUGGAGAAUGUACGAACCGGGAUAUGCAAUGUCAGCAGUUGCUGAACACCAAUGGCACGGGCGUGUCCGCCUGCAAUACCGACUCGUGCACCCUCAGUUGCUCAGUUGAUUGGUAUGGCUCUGGGACUUGCAUGGGCAUGAACCGGCAGGUGCAAGAUGGUACCCCCUGCUCGGGCGGGUUUUGUCGCAGCGGCCGGUGUCGGUCUGAUAGCGAGAAUACCAGCUCAUGGGUGGAUCGCCAUCGCUCUCUGAUCAUUGGACUGUCUGCUGGAAUCGGCGGGGCCUUGGUCCUUGCGGUACUUUUGAGCAUAAUCUUUUGCUGUUGCUGCCGUCGUAAGAAGCUCCAACGAAGGCCAUUCCACCAGCACCUCCCGUUACAGGUCAAGUCCCUCGUGUGCCACCGCCAUAUUCUCCUACCAGCCCUACCAGGUCUAUAG